AUGUCCGUAUCAGGCGCAGGUCAACCCGGCAGGGGCACCCGCCAGAACAUGGCCAUGUCAGGCUCAGGUCAAUCCAGCGUCGGAAACCGCAGCGUGUACGAGUCAGGCGAUCAGCGCAACGUCCCCGUGUCCGAACUCAAAGAGCGCGCCCGCUACGCCGAGGGCAUGCCCACCAGCCACAAUAACCUUGAUUCCAAGGACGGCCGCUCCAUUGCCAACAAGCUUGCCUCCCAGGAGAACAAGCCCGACUCCUCACACCACCACCACAACGAGUAUGACGCCGAGGCCGAGAUGAGCAAGCAGAAUCCUACCAAGCCUGCUGAGCAGCACGGCAAUGCUCCGUCCAAGGGUGCUAGGAUUGAUGCCGAUCUCAAGGCUGAUGAUGAACAGCGUCUGCAGGAGAAGGGUAUCAAGCACUAA
Messenger RNA from Penicillium mononematosum, 420 nucleotides. RefSeq lists its product as uncharacterized. NCBI's taxonomy places the organism in Eukaryota, Fungi, Ascomycota, Eurotiomycetes, Eurotiales, Aspergillaceae. The record is from RefSeq and is a predicted model, not a curated record. The coding region runs from base 1 to 420 and encodes 139 amino acids. The transcript has 2 exons.